Molecule: messenger RNA, 2644 nt
Organism: Chaetomium strumarium
Lineage: Eukaryota; Fungi; Ascomycota; Sordariomycetes; Sordariales; Chaetomiaceae
Exons: 4
Coding region: 79-2295 (738 amino acids)
Biological process (GO): threonyl-tRNA aminoacylation
Cellular component (GO): cytoplasm
Molecular function (GO): nucleoside triphosphate diphosphatase activity; ATP binding; threonine-tRNA ligase activity
Source: RefSeq, a predicted model, not a curated record
UUUGACAGUGCCACAUGCACACCAUAACCCCCAGCCUUUUGCGACAGUCAGCAGGAUGCGCUUCCUGCGAGCGCGGAUAUGGCCUUCGCAGUUGUUGACCAGACAGUUCCCGGCUCGCCCAUCCUUCUUCCUAAUGGCGCGCGCAUCUUCAACCGCCUGCUCGAUUUCCUACGCAAGCAAUAUGUCCGCUACGGCUUUCAAGAAGUCAUCACGCCGACCAUCUACAAAAAGGCGCUCUGGGCCACGUCGGGACACCUCGAGAACUAUGCCGACGACAUGUACACGGUGACUGGCGCAUCUCACUCGCACGACGAAGCUACCGAGGGCGGCGAGGGGGAAGAGUACGGCCUUAAACCCAUGAAUUGCCCAGGCCACUGCCUCAUCUUCGCCUCGAAGAAGCGUAGUUACCGCGACCUCCCGAUCCGCUACGCCGAUUUUAGCCCGCUACACCGGAACGAAAUUUCGGGUGCGCUCAGCGGCCUGACGCGCGUUCGAAGAUUCCACCAGGACGAUGGGCAUAUCUUUUGUCGGCCCUCCCAGAUCGCCGAUGAGGUCUCCAAGACGCUCGAUUUCGUGCGCCUCAGCUACGGUGUCCUUGGCCUUGGGCCAUACCGGCUAGUGCUCUCAACGAGGCCAGAAAAGUAUAUUGGCUCGGAAGUGGAGUGGGAAGAGGCGGAGAAAGCGUUGAAGAAGGCGCUCCACGGCAGUGGGAACCCCUUUACCGUCAAUGAGGGCGACGGCGCCUUCUACGGCCCCAAGAUCGACAUCAUUUUGAAGGACUCGGACGGAAAGGAACACCAGACGGCCACUAUUCAGCUUGACUUCCAGCUUCCAAAGCGAUUCAAUCUAGAAUACAUGGCGCCUGCCCCACAGUUGGAGAUACGGGGCGAAACAACAAAUGACCCCGAGUUGCUGGCCGAAUACGGGCUGGUGCGGCCGGUACUCAUCCACCGGGCCGUGCUCGGCUCGGCGGAACGACUCAUGGCGCUACUAAUCGAGCGCUAUAACGGAAAGUGGCCUUUCUGGCUCAAUCCGCGCCAGGCUGUCAUCAUUACUGUUAACGACCAGGAGCACGUAUUAGAAUGGGCACGCCAGAUGCACCGCCUGUUCUUAGGCCUCCCGGAUGACCACCAGCCCCCGUCGUACAACCACGGCUAUGCGCCGACCGGCCUUGCCAUAGACUUCGAUGACAGUCCCCGCACCGUCGGUGCCAAGGUAGCUGAAGCCAAGGCCAAGGGGUACGGGCUGAUUAUCACUAUCGGUCCCCGGGAUGUCGCCGCGAAGACGGUAUCGGUCAACGCGAGCGGCUUGUCAACGGAUGCAGGCGACAGCCAGCAGCGGACUGGCGGUAUGGAGCGGCGGACUAGUAGUAUGGCGCCCGAGGAGGCCCUCCAGUUCAUGCUUGACAAGGUGAAUACAUCGACCAAGUACCACACAUACAACGCCAUGGACCUCACCAACCCCUCAGACCCUCCGCCGGACUACAUCACGGCUGCCCGCUCCCAUGGCAUCCACCUGCGCCAGAGCGCGCCUAUUAGGAAGGGCCCCUACCCUCUCGAGCUGCCCAUCCUCACCUAUCUGCGCUCCAAGCGGGUGAUUCUAGCUAGCGCCUCUCCCCGCCGAAAAGCCCUUCUCACACAACUCGGCCUCUCUGACUUUGAGGUGUGGCCAUCCUCCGACCCAGAAGACCUGGACAAGAAGUCGCACACGCCCGAGGAAUACGUCGCCGCCACUGCGCAGCGGAAGUGUCUGGCCGUCUAUCAGGCGGUCCUAGACAAGCAACAAGAACAGCCCCAAGACUCCUCCGCCAACGAGCCGAACCCGCGCCAGCACGAAGACCCGGCCGUGGUCAUCGCAGCCGACACCAUCAUCGCGACCCGCUCGGGCCAGAUCCUGGAGAAGCCUCGCUCCGAGGCCGACCACGUACGCAUGCUGAAGCACCUGCGCGACACGGUGCAGCACCGCGUCCUGACGUGUGUGUGUGUGCUGGCGCCCAAGGCGGAUGCGUCGCACCCGGGCUACGAGAUGGCGUCGCAUGUCGAACACACUAGCGUGUACUUCGCCGGGGCCGAGGACGGGCUGCCGGACGACGUGAUUGAGAGCUAUGUGCGCACGAGGGAGGGCGCGGACAAGGCCGGCGGGUAUGCGCUGCAGGGGGUGGGCGGCAUGGUGCUUAUCGAGAAGGUGGAGGGAAGCGUCGAUAACGUGAUUGGCCUGCCGGUGAGGAAAUGCUUGCAGUUGUGUGAGAAGGUGGUGUUUAGGCAGGGGGAGGAGGAAGGUGAAGAGAGUGACUGAGGGAAUCGCGAUGAUACUGUGGAGUAAGGAGUCCAUGGUUGGGAACGGAGAUGAACAUGUCCAAGGGUGACGACAGACGGACAGAAUCUUGCCGGCGGAUUGGGAAACCAGUAUACUAGGUACAAAAUAGGUACCUAGUUGAGGUAAUGGCACUGAUCCCAACUUAGAUGUUGUGACAAGCCGUUCUAGCUCGCCCGACCAUCUUGCCAGCGACCAACAACCUUCUGCAUUUGAAGGCGUGGGAGGUCAUCAGCUAAAGUUGGGUUGCUUCUGUGUAUGAAAAUUGUGGACUGAGGCGCCAGCAUCUAGCAUUUCGGGAUGUCCGCUGCGGGAUCUUGCCCGUCGAUGU